UAAGGGGCCCGGAGCUCCUCUUCCCGCAGCCGCGGUUCGGUUUUCCGGACACACAAUAGUGGACAAGAGCGAGCUCAGCUGUUGAGCGGGUCCCGGGCGGGUCGGCGGCCGGGAGGCGCGGGGAGCCGGAGGCAAAUCUCCGCAGACCGGCUGUUGGGGGAAAAAAGUGUUAGCCGUCUCUCCCGGAUCUGCGAGGGGGAAAAAUUUGGAACCAUAAAGUUGAAAACUUUUUUCUCUCAGUUUGGAAGAAGCCCUUCAUCAUGAAUGGGAUGCAAGGAGUUCGGGCAAGAGGAGGCGAGAGACGCAAAGGAGGGGAGAUUUCUCGCCUGCCGCUCGCGCUGGGGCUCGAUGUGAAUAUAUAUUAUGUCUGCCUGUUCUCCCCUCGUCGGUGGCUAAGGUCAGACGCUCCGAACAGACCCCGGGAGGAGGGGGGCAGAGAGGGGAGGGGGGGUCCGGCGCCUCACGUGACCCCCAGGGGUGCCAAUGUCCGGUCGUGAGGGUAUCAGGCCCUUGCAAGUUGCCACGCACUGCCCGGGCCUCGCCCAGCGAUGCAGAAAGCCACCUACUACGACAACGCCGCGGCUGCACUCUUCGGAGGCUACUCCUCGUACCCUGGCAGCAAUGGCUUCGGCUACGACGGUGCCCCCCAGCCCCCUUUCCAGGCCGCCACGCACCUGGAGGGCGACUACCAGCGCUCAGCGUGCUCACUGCAGUCCCUGGGCAACGCCGCCCCGCAUGCCAAGAGCAAGGAGCUCAACGGCAGCUGCAUGAGGCCUGGCCUGGCCCCCGAGCCCCUGCCCGCCCCGCCCGGCUCACCCCCGCCCAGCGCCGCACCUACCAGUACCACUAGCAACAGCAGCAGUGGGGGCGGGCCCGGCAAAAGCGGCCCCCCCAAGUGCGGUCCCGGCUCCAACUCCACCCUCACCAAACAGAUAUUCCCCUGGAUGAAAGAGUCGAGGCAAACGUCCAAGCUGAAAAACAGUUCCCCCGGCACAGCGGAGGGCUGCGGCAGCGGCGGCGGUGGCGGCGGCGGAGGCAGUGGUGGUAGCGGCGGGGGUGGCAGCGGGGGAGGGGACAAGAGCCCCCCGGGGUCGACGGCGUCCAAGCGGGCGCGGACGGCGUACACGAGCGCGCAGCUGGUGGAGCUGGAGAAGGAAUUCCACUUCAACCGCUACCUGUGCCGGCCGCGCCGCGUGGAGAUGGCCAACCUGCUGAACCUCAGCGAGCGGCAGAUCAAGAUCUGGUUCCAGAACCGGCGCAUGAAGUACAAGAAGGACCAGAAGGCCAAGGGCCUGGCCUCGUCGUCCGGGGGUCCCUCCCCCGCCGGCAGCCCCCCGCAACCCAUGCAGUCCACCGCCGGCUUCAUGAACGCCUUACACUCCAUGACCCCCAGCUACGAAAGCCCGUCCCCGCCCACCUUCGGCAAAGCCCACCAGAAUGCCUACGCGCUGUCCUCCAACUACCAGCCCCCUCUCAAAGGCUGCGGCGCUCCGCAGAAGUACCCCCCGACCCCGGCGCCCGAUUAUGAGCCCCACGUCCUCCAAGCCAACGGGGGCGCCUACGGGACGCCCACUAUGCAGGGCAGCCCAGUGUACGUGGGCGGGGGCGGCUACGCGGAUCCGCUGCCGCCACCUGCCGGCCCCUCCCUCUACGGCCUCAACCACCUUUCCCACCACCCCUCGGGGAACCUGGACUACAACGGGGCGCCCCCUAUGGCCCCCAGCCAGCACCACGGACCCUGCGACCCCCACCCCACCUACACAGACCUCUCCUCUCACCAUGCGCCUCCUCCUCAGGGUAGAAUCCAAGAAGCGCCCAAAUUAACACACCUGUGAUGGGAGAGGUUGGGCAGAGCAGCAAGGUCAUGGGGUGUGGGAGAGCCAAGAGGGGCAACCUAGAGAUCUGAGACAGAAGGCUGGGAGGUGGUAGCCGUCCUUCCUGGGAAGAACGGGCCCAGACCUCCUUCCCCUCCCCCUGACCUGGGAGGUUGCUUUUUAAGUCCUCCAGCCCUGGUUCCAUCUGCCUGCCAACCCAUUAGAAAGGAAUCCACAGCAGAUUGGAGAUGACCCCAUCAAUCUAGGCCUCCAGCAAUACCCAGUUCAAAUUCCACGCUCCGGAGUAGCGUAGAGGAAGAGGAGUAGAGAAACAAGACAGAGAAGCACACUUUAAAAAACAGACAAGAUGGCUGGGCCAUCACCAACCAACCAACUUACCUUCCGUCUCUGUGGUAAUUCCCCCAAAUCUUGAUUUUUUUUUCCCCUCGCAAUUCUCCUUUAAAAAAUAUUAGAAAAUACAUUUCAAAACCAAGGGCACAAAGCACGCUCCACUCCCAAGUCCCCGAUGCCUCAAAUUUCCUCCCAUCUAUUUGAGGUUAAUUGGGCACUCCCUUUCUAGCCCCAUAUUUUUCUGCUCUAGGACAUUAAUAUUUUUACCCCACCCCCAUCAAUUACAGUUUUCAGAGGGCUCAGGGAUGGUGAGAAAUCCUGAAAGUCAGAGCUGUCUAUAUUAUAAAUAUAUUUUUUUUUCUUUUAUGGAAAAGCUGGAAGGAGAGGGCAAGCAAGUUGUCAGGACUGAAGGUCUGCCCAUUUUGCUGCCUUCCAUCUCAACUCCAAGUACAUCCCCCUCUCCACAGAAAGCGAUCGGUGACACGAGGUUCUACACUUUUCUUUUCUUCUGUUGCUCUCUUGACUUAACGUGAAAACAGGGUAUAUUUUAACAAACUGUCUGUCCUGAGCAGGGGCUGCAGCUGGGCCUGUGCGCCUUGCUCAACCCCCUGACAGGACACUUUUGUUGCACUUAGAGUUUACAUUUUAAUGGAUAUAAAAACAACUGUGAGAGAUGCCUGGGCCUGCAGGAGUCUAGCAUCGCUCAAAAAGUGUGUGUUCUAGUGAACAUUUUCAUAUAUAUUUAUUGGUUAUAGCCUGUUAAGAUAUUUUCUUUUUUGUAUUAUUUAUCCCCUUACAUUAUGUAUUUAUAUGAGGGAAAAAAGGAAAAAAAACCUGUACUUUUUUUAGUAUUUACUUGUUAUAAAGGAUGUUGUGUUUCCUGUCAUGUAAAACCAGCUAUUUUAGUUAUUAUUGUACUCUAGAAAAGAGCUGUAGAUUUAUGUUUAACUCGUACUUAUGAGCAAUUGUAAUUAGUUCUAAAAGGCAUGAGCUCAGCUCCUAAUUGUCACUGUAUAGUCCUGAAUUUGUAGAAUUAGAGUUAAUUCCCUCUUGGAACUUUCUUUGUUCUUCUGUAGUUACUUUUUUCCUUACUUAAAAGGAUUGUCUGUCAAACAAUUCUUGAAUAAACUUUCUGUUAUCAAUUUUAUCUUGUCCUGGUGGUCCAAUUUAGAUAGCAGAGGGAGGCUGCUGACUGCCAGAUUUCCCCCAAGGGAAGAAGGACAUUGAAGCCCCUAUCCUGGCCUUUUUGUUCACUGCUCAGGCCUCUAUCUCCCCUUCCUGUGUCUCAUGUUUAUAUAGUUUUUCUCACUCACACAAGCCUGGAAUAUUCUGCCAAUUUCUUUAGCUAAGAUUUUAGUAACAAGUUGGGGGAGAAGGACUCUUGGGUGCUCUCUCUAGGUCUUUCUGUUUGGCUUCUUUGCCUCUCUGUUUUUCUCAUUCAUUGACCUUUUGUCUUCUCGCUCCUUUGGUCACAACUUCCUUGUCCCGCCCCCCUGUCCCCCCAAAAACAACAACAAAAAUCUAGCCGAAUACUGCUCUUUCCACGCAACCUAAACUUCACAGUUCUCUUCCGGAGCUACAAAGAAGUCGUCACGUGACCCGAAGACCAACCACUAUUGGGUCUAAAAUGAAAACAAAGGAAAAUGAUUAAUCUAAAAAAACAAAACAAACAAAAACAAAAAAAAACCAAAAAAACCCCUGAGGCCUGGACUUCUCAGGUCAAACCUUAAAACUAAAGUGAAAUUAAAUAAUUUUUAAAAACUGAAGCGGAGGGAAAGGAAGCCCGUUUGAUUUCCCCUCCCAGGAAAAGGGGAGAGGAGGUGGGUGGGAGAAGCUGUUGGAUUCAAGCGUAAAUAAAAUAGUCCCCAGGCUAAUGUGCGGCUCUGUUUCCACGAUCCUUGGGAAAACUUCAUUUCUUAGUCGUGGUUCUAUAAAAGUUUUAUCACAUUGGAGCGAGGAUAGAGAGGGUCUGUCAAAGAUGAAAUGUCACCGCCGCGUCGCUGGAGUCGAUAAGAGCGAGGAGACAGGGCGGCUGAAAUAUGGAGCUAAUUCGUUGAAAGAGAAGCGAUGGCUGCUUGCUGAAGAGUUGCAUAAUUCUAAUUGUAAGCGAUGCGCCCGCAUUGCUUAAUUAGGAGCAUAUAUUUGGUGGAAGUGAUGGGGAGGGGGUGUCGGUGAGAAUCGUUGCAGGCCCUCAUCCUUAAAGCGAGGGCUGAUUUUCAUUUUUAUGUUGCAUCCUGGCAGUCCAAGGUUAGUAAUUACAAUCUUUAUGCAACAAUAAAUAACAAUAAAAAAGCAACCUGAGUUCUACCCCCCACCCAUAGGAUUUUAACUGGACUCGGCUCAUCCAAGCAACAAGCAAUUUAGCAUUGGGUCAGGCUAUAAUUUAAAGGCAUAAGAGCGUGCAAAGUUUGAUUGGGAUCAAAUAACGCUCAAGGGUUUUUCUUUCUUUCUCUCUUCCUCUUCCCUGAAUAACAUUUUCUGAAUGAUGUAACUAGAUGAAGCGCCAUGUUUGGCUCUGGGGUGCAGUAGAUUGAUUAUUUAUCUAGGAGAGAGGCAGGCCAAGAGAGAGAAUUUUGCUCGAGUUUGAAAAACAGCUUUGGCUUGAAGCUGGAACUGCAAACAAGAAAAAUAAGAGCUGACUUGGCUUGGUGUCCCCCGCCCUUCUUUCUGCGAGAUUCCAUGCGCUAGUUCAGCAGCCAAAGUCAGGGGGAGAAUAUCUGUGCUAUACGACUCACAGCACAACAGGGGGGGGGGGAAGGGAAGCAGUGUCUCUGGGAAGGAGGGCUCUCUUGGCCCCCCUUUUUUUCUCUUGGCCCCUUUUAACACCCAAGUUUUCUGCUCUUCCUUAAUCUGGCAGUAAAAUCUGUCAGCAGGGUUAGGGAGAGCCGUAUUUCCUGCAGGGACAGUCUCGGCCGGCUGUUGCCGACAGAAGUGCUCGACCCUGCAGCCAGCUGGAGAGCCUGUGAAAAAACUUCCACGGCUUCUCAAGGGGGCGGCCAGAGGAAGAACCGGCUCUCAGGCCUCACUGUGCAACUUCCAGACAACUACUACCCGGAUUCUUCUGUGCCCACCCCCACCCCAUCUCCAAAUAGCAAAAAUGUCUUUCUUCGGAGCUGAGUUGGACAUAACCAUCUCCGGCCAGUUUGCCCAGUUCAGAGCAGUUCUGUCUGUUCUGAGCCCUCCAGAGCCUGCCAGCCCAUGUCUCUGCAGCCGCCACCUCCAGCAUGCUCUCCUUCAGUCCCACCCUUCUCAGACAUCUCUGUCCUUUUUAAAUACUCACCACCACCCACGCGGAUGAAUACUCACCACCACCCAC
This is a messenger RNA of Rhinolophus ferrumequinum (greater horseshoe bat), 5481 nucleotides long. It is a transcript of the gene HOXB3, whose product is annotated as homeobox B3. The transcript has 5 exons. Bases 549 to 1835 code for a protein of 428 amino acids. Gene Ontology annotation, cellular component: nucleus. NCBI's taxonomy places the organism in Eukaryota, Metazoa, Chordata, Mammalia, Chiroptera, Rhinolophidae. Gene Ontology annotation, molecular function: RNA polymerase II cis-regulatory region sequence-specific DNA binding; DNA-binding transcription factor activity, RNA polymerase II-specific. Gene Ontology annotation, biological process: regulation of transcription by RNA polymerase II. The record is from RefSeq and is a predicted model, not a curated record.